Anoplopoma fimbria (sablefish) is the source of this 873-nucleotide messenger RNA. It is a transcript of the gene mrpl34, whose product is annotated as mitochondrial ribosomal protein L34. The transcript has 2 exons. The coding region runs from base 91 to 465 and encodes 124 amino acids. NCBI's taxonomy places the organism in Eukaryota, Metazoa, Chordata, Actinopteri, Perciformes, Anoplopomatidae. The record is from RefSeq and is a predicted model, not a curated record. Gene Ontology annotation, biological process: translation. Gene Ontology annotation, cellular component: mitochondrial large ribosomal subunit; ribosome. Gene Ontology annotation, molecular function: structural constituent of ribosome.
CCAAUCAUAAGGCUUCAUAUUCGCAGGGAGCUGGCAGACCUGUGACAUUCAACGUUUUCAUGUCGGUGUCAACUGUAUAGAUAUCUAAAGAUGAACAUCAUACGGUCGUCUUUUUCCCGACUCCGUGGACUAAGCCUUUCCACCAGCAUCCCUGCAGGGAACCUUGCAGUAACUGGCAACUCUCACCUUAGAUUGUUCAGCAGCUGGUUUGUGCCCAGAGCAGCUGCAGGACCUCAGAUUUCCAGAUGUGGGCCACUUUCUUCACAAGCUGAGGGCUCAGGAGUGUUCCAGCAGCUUCCGUGGCAAUACCAGCAAGUGCGGACAAGGAAGAGAGGAACAGAGUAUCAGCCCAAGAACAUCAAACGCAAGAGGACCCACGGCUGGAUCAAGAGGAUGAGCUCACAAGGUGGCAUUGAGGUGAUUCUGCGGCGCAUGUUAAAGGGACGGAAAUCACUCACACACUGAAGGACCUUGUUGGAGAACCUGCAAGACUUUCAAAAACAGACAUUGGUUAAGAAAUGCUGCAAUAGCUCAGGAUGCCCAGCAAAUGAUGUGUAUUUGGGAAACUUGUGAUACUGGGUGUGGGUUGGGUUUGGCUUGUCUACAUAAAUAAUGGGCAGGAGGGUGAAACCUGGCCUUUGACAAACAAUUAGCAUUUGCCAUGGGUAAAAAAGAAGCCUUGUAGUUUCACCCAGUUAUAUUUUAUCCAUAAAGUUUUGUUCAUAUCAUUGUCAAAUGUUAUCAGAUAUAUGGAUAUUGUUUUUGCUUGUGUGAAGUUAUUUGAUUCAAAGACAAAAUGUGUCUUUAAAGAGCCGUGUCAUCUAAGUUGUUCUCAGCCAAAACAUUAAAUAAAUAAUAUAAACCACCCCUGCA